AUGGAUCCUAGCAAGCCUUCCUUCAGCGACCUUCCUGGUGAAAUGCCCCUGCAGCAGCAGGCAAGGGGCCGAGGGCUACAGCUUGGAGAGCCUUUUGUACGAGGCGGAAGAGGUGUGCAGUUCUCCACAGCAGGCCCCAGGAGGGGACGGGCCAGAAGUUUCGCCACCCAUGCCGCUGCGCCAUUAAUGGGGUUUGGGAGAGCAGUAAACCCCCUCAUGAGUGUCACUGGAUUAUGCAGAGGGAUGCCCUUGUCGGGUGACUAUGGAGGUCGUGGUCAUUCAAGAGGGCUUUUCCUUGGUUCGGCUGCAGAACCAAGGGUGGGAGUGGCAAGAGAAGCAUGCCUACCUGGUUUGGCGUCACAGCAUUGUUUGACAUCACCGGAUGAACCCUUCAAGCAAGACUUGUCAGAAGAGCUGCUGAGUAUGAAGACACAGAAUGAACGAAUCGCCAAAAAGGUUGACACACCCGCCCAAGGUCAAGGAUCCACUCUGGUGUCGAUGUUUAGGGGUAUGGGUAUCGAACCCCCACACAUGUCACGGGGACGAGGAGCACAACCAGUUGGGAAAGGGCCAGGUGAAGCAGAGUUUAAACAACAGGCUGCUUCACUGAGUGUUGUCACCAGCCAAGGGAGCGGUGGUCAACCUGAGAGAAUGGGCAGAGGCAGCAGUUUCCUUGGGCAAGGUGUGUCCUCUCAGACAUUGGUGGGGAGUGGAGGAGCCGCAUUGCCUCUGCUGGGAAUCGGUAGAGGACCCACUGUGCCUCCUGCUUCGUCCCCAGGCCCCAUCCAGUCUGUUGUUACAACAGAGUCACCGGUACCUCAUCCCCCACGGAGCUCCUACUCAGGUACUAUGCACUCUCCAUCCUCCAUUAAAAUGGCAUCAGAGUUUCCAGAAUCUACACCAUCCAACGUAACGCUUAAAAUGGAGGCAACCCUUGAGCCGAUUAAUAAGACCGGUACCAAAGGAACUCCUGUACCUAUUGGCACGAACCACGUCCCUGUUUGCUGCAAAAACGAGGCUGUUUAUCAGUACCAUGUUACGUUUACUCCAGAUGUUGAAUCAAAGGCAAUGCGGUUUGGCAUGAUGAAGGAUCACCGCUCUACCACAGGGGAAGUACUGGCUUUUGACGGCUCAAUACUUUACCUGCCUGUUCAGCUUCAAGAAAUGGUUCUGAAAAGUGAGAGACGCACCGAUGGCAAGGAAAUCAAAAUCAAAAUCCAGAUGACGAAGAUUCUGCCACCCACUUCAGAUCUGUGUAUCCCCUUCUACAAUGUGGUGCUGAGAAGGGUAAUGAAAAUUAUGGGACUUAAGCUUGUGGGACGGAAUCAUUUCAAGCCAGAAAAUGCAGUCAUUCUUGGCAAACAUUGUCUGCAGGUGUGGCCAGGCUAUUCAACCUGUAUCAAGCGCACUGAUGGAGGCCUCUACUUGUCUGUGGAUGUGGCCAGUAAAGUGUUACGAAUUGACUCAGUCCUGGAUUUAAUGAAAGGGUUGUACCAAAAGAGCAUAGAGAACUUCCAAGAUGAGUGCACCAAGGAGCUGACUGGCAGCAUUGUCAUCACCCGCUACAAUAACCACACCUAUCGUAUUGAUGACAUUGAGUGGCAUAAGUCGCCAAAAGACAGCUUCACAAUGGCUGAUGGAUCACUGACUACCUUUUUGGAAUACUAUAGCAAAAACUAUGGGAUCACAAUCAAGGAGAAGGACCAGCCCCUGCUUGUCCAUCGGCCGAAGGAGAGGUCCAAGCCUGAAGUAAAGCAAAUCUUUACAGGAGAGAUCCUUCUUGUCCCUGAGCUCUCCUUCAUGACGGGUAUCCCUGAAAAAAUGAGGACUGACUAUCGGGUCAUGAAGGAUUUGACCAUGCAUAUUAACCUGAGUCCAGAACAGCACGUCCAAUCCGUAAAGGAACUUUUAAUGGACAUUAAUACCAAACCUGAGACCCAGACCGAGCUUCGCCGAUGGGGACUAGAGAUCAGCACGGACAUCUUGAAGACUCAAGGCCGAAUUUUGCCGACGGAGACCAUUUGUCUACAGUCAACAUCCUUUGUCCCCAAUGCUGAUCUAUCCUGGUCCAGGGAGAUUUCCAAGGAUGCUUCCAUCAGUUGUAUCCCUUUGAAUGUCUGGGCCAUCUUCUAUACACGCCGCUCUGCAGAGCAGGCUGGGGAGUUGGUGUCCUCUUUGAACAAGAUAGCUGGGCCUGUGGGUAUCCAAGUACGAAGACCCAUCAAGGUGGAGCUAAGAGAUGACCACACUGAGACUUACGUCAAGAGCAUCCACUCUCAGCUCACUAGCGAGCCCAACAUGCAGCUGGUUGUGUGCAUCGUAACAGGCAACAGAAAUGACCUCUACAGUGCUAUCAAGAAGCUCUGCUGUGUCAAAAGCCCAAUCCCCUCCCAGGUCAUCAAUGUUCGAACAAUUUCUCAGCCCCAGAAAUUGAGAAGCAUUUCCCAAAAGAUCCUCUUGCAGUUAAACUGCAAAUUAGGAGGAGAGUUAUGGACUGUUAAUAUCCCUCUGAAACACUUGAUGGUGGUCGGCGUCGACGUCCACCAUGACGCCAAGAGGAAGACUCAGUCUGUUAUGGGCUUUGUCGCAAGUCUCAACAGCUCGUUGACUCAAUGGUACUCCAGAGUAAAUUUCCAGAUUGCUAAUGAAGAGAUCAUCAAUGGCUUCCAGGUGUGCCUGUUGGCCGCACUGCAGAAAUACUACGAGGUUAACCACUAUUUACCAGAGAAGAUUGUGGUGUACCGGGAUGGUGUAUCGGACGGCCAGCUGAAGAUAGUGGAGCUAUAUGAGAUUCCACAGCUUCUGAAAUGUUUUCAGACCUUUCCCAACUAUGAGCCCAAGAUGGUCUUCAUUGUGGUUCAAAAAAGCACUGGCACCAUCCUCUACUCAUUGGCUAAACAAUCCUUUGUCAAUACUCCACCUGGAACUGUUUUGGAUCACACUCUGACCAAAAGACACUGGAUGGACUUCUACCUGGUGUCGCAUUACACUCGCCAGGGCUGUGGCCUUCCUACACGCUACAUCACAGUGUAUAACACGACAAACCUUGAACCCGACCAUUUGCAAAGAUUGACCUUCAAGAUGUGCCACUUAUACUGGAACUGGCCUGGCACUAUUCGAGUUCCAGCACCAUGCAAAUAUGCCCAUAAACUGGCAUUUCUUUCUGGCCAACAUUUGCAUACUGAGCCAUCCAUCGAACUUUCAGACAAGCUACAUUUUCUGUGAAAGAGGCUCAGAAAAUAUAGCUUGUUAGAAAUACAAAUACAGAAAAUUUAGCUUGUUAAGCUUACUGUUAUGGCUGUUACUAAAAUGUUUUUCUAACAGAAAUGGGUUUUGUAUUUUUGUUUGACUUGUUAGGUUUAAGUUUUUAAACGUUAUAGAUGUUAGGCUAAUAGCUGACAGAAAUUUGAACUGGAGUUGGUCCCCGGUUAUGGCAUUAAAGCUCUAUCAUAAGUUAACCACAAAUGUCAAAAAACUUGUACUUGCAUUUUGCUACCUGUACGUGUAUGUUAACAUUUGCAAAUGUUUAAAAUACAGUUCGGAAAAAAAAUCAAAUCGUAGUUGUACAUCAUCUGUAAAUGUGUGAAACAGGU
Molecule: messenger RNA, 3593 nt
Organism: Lampris incognitus (smalleye Pacific opah)
Lineage: Eukaryota; Metazoa; Chordata; Actinopteri; Lampriformes; Lampridae
Gene: piwil2
Product: piwi-like RNA-mediated gene silencing 2
Exons: 23
Coding region: 1-3225 (1074 amino acids)
Biological process (GO): regulatory ncRNA-mediated gene silencing
Cellular component (GO): P granule
Molecular function (GO): protein binding; piRNA binding
Source: RefSeq, a predicted model, not a curated record